This is a messenger RNA of Erigeron canadensis, 506 nucleotides long. RefSeq lists its product as uncharacterized. NCBI's taxonomy places the organism in Eukaryota, Viridiplantae, Streptophyta, Magnoliopsida, Asterales, Asteraceae. Bases 47 to 496 code for a protein of 149 amino acids. The record is from RefSeq and is a predicted model, not a curated record. The transcript has a single exon.
CGUUAAUUCCCAAACGAACCACAAAUUAAAACCCUAAUAUUUAACAAUGCCGAAACCACAAUUCGUUCUCCGCCGUUCCUUAGAAGAACGCCGCCAGUUAUUACAACAACAUUCCUCAUGCCGAUCCGGCAACCGCAUGGCGGAGCUCGCCGGCGGUACCACGGCGGAGGUCGCCGCCGUAUGCUGUUGUUUCCCUUGCGCCGUUGUUGAUUUCAUGGUUCUCACUAUGUAUAAAGUUCCGGCGGGUUUAUGCAGGAACGCCAUGCGUCGUCGCCGGCACCGGAGGUUGAUGGUGCACCGGAAUAGUAACGGCGGUGGUCGGAGUGAGAGUAGCAGGAUCGAGGAUGAGUUGUUGAUGCAUCCGGCGGUGGUGGCGGCGGCGGAACGGUUUAUGACGCCCAUGGCGGAGGAUAAAGAUGUGGUGGCGUUGGAAAAUGAAAUGUGGGAGAAGUUUUCGGAGCGUGGGUUCUGGAGAAGUCCGUCACGGAAAGAAUGAAAUCGGUGUU